UGUAGUUCAGACAAGUGACCUGGCUCACGCAGGUGUAAAAUCCUGUGUUCACCCCAGUAGUGUUCACACUGUUGACAAUGAUGAGGGGGCCGACAGCAUUGGCAGCGCUGUUUCUGGCCGUUGUUGCAAAGGAGACGUUCGAGAGACAUCAGGUUCUUCGAAUCAUUCCAAAGGAUGACGUCCAGCUGUCUCUCAUCAAGGAGCUGGAGGACAUGAUCCACUUUGAGCUGGACUUCUGGAGAGAGUUGAGUGGUGUGAACACUCCUGUGGACGUCAGAGUUCCCUUUCACAGCCUGCAGUCUGUCAAGAUUUACCUGGAGACACAGGGCAUUGAGUACUCCGUCAUGAUUGAAGACCUGCAGAUGAUGCUGGAUGAGGAGCAGAAGGAGAUGAUGUCUGCUGCUCAUGCCCCCAAACCCAGAAACACUGACAGCUUUGACUACGCUAAUUACCACACCAUCAGUGAGAUCUACAGUUUCCAGGACAUGCUGGUGGCUGAGAAUCCCAACUUGGUCAGCAAAACUGUGAUUGGUCAGAGCUUCGAGGGCCGUCCCCUGAAUGUGCUCAAGUUCAGCACUGGUGGAACCAACCGUCCCGCCAUCUGGAUUGAUACUGGAAUCCACUCCAGAGAGUGGGUCACUCAGGCCAGCGGCACCUGGUUUGCCAAGAAGAUUGUGACUGAUCAUAGACGUGACCCUUCUCUCACUGCCAUCCUGGACAAUAUGGACAUCUUCCUGGAGACUGUGACCAACCCUGAUGGAUACAGUUACACCCACUCCACUAACCGUCUGUGGCGUAAGACCAGGAAGCCCAACCCAGGCUCCAGAUGUGUGGGAGUCGAUCCCAACAGGAACUGGGAUGCAGGUUUUGGAGGACCUGGUGCGAGCAAUGACCCCUGUUCACAGAUCUACCGUGGACCCAGAGCUGAGUCUGAGUCUGAAGUCAAGUCCAUUGUGGACUUUGUGAAGUCUCAUGGCAACAUCAAGGCCUUCAUCUCCAUCCAUUCAUACUCUCAGCUGCUACUCUACCCCUACGGCUACACCAGGACUCCUGUCAGGGACAGACCUGAGCUGGACAGAUUGGCUAGAAAGGCCACCACUGACCUGGCCUCACUGUAUGGUACUCGCUACACAUUUGGCAGCAUCAUAAACACCAUCUACCAAGCUAGCGGUGGCUCAAUUGACUGGGCCUACAACCAGGGAAUCAAAUUCUCCUACACAUUUGAGCUGAGGGACACCGGACGCUUCGGCUUCAUGCUGCCUGCCAAUCAGAUCAUCCCCACUGCCCAGGAGACCUGGCUGGCUCUGAUGACCAUCAUGGAUUACACCCUCAAGAACCCAUACUAAUGUGUGUGUAUGUGAAAGUGGAAAUCCCUGUUGAAAAAUUUCAGUUUUGAAAAGUGUCAUCUUUAUCUCUCAAACUAUCUUCACCAUCAGUGACUCUUCCAACAUAUUGGAAACCACAAACAAAUAAAUAAGCAUGCUGAAAAAAGUCA
Molecule: messenger RNA, 1495 nt
Organism: Acanthochromis polyacanthus (spiny chromis)
Lineage: Eukaryota; Metazoa; Chordata; Actinopteri; Pomacentridae
Product: carboxypeptidase A1-like
Exons: 11
Coding region: 78-1346 (422 amino acids)
Biological process (GO): proteolysis
Molecular function (GO): metallocarboxypeptidase activity; zinc ion binding
Source: RefSeq, a predicted model, not a curated record